AUGACAGACUCCAUGACUGGUACUCAUUUCAUUGCAAUAGCAACCUGGUUUGCACCUUCUCCCCUUUUCAUCCUCGUGAAUCUUGUCAUCGGUACCAUAGCUCUCGUUUCUUGCUUCAAUGCUGCACCCAAAAUCAAAAUCAUCCAACGAGCCAAGUCCUUUAAUACCCGUCACUAUUACAACCACCAAGAACAAACAUCUAGUAUUACACAACAACCCGAGUCAGGAUCCGAGUCCACUCAAUCCCAACUCUUUCAAAUACCAUCCCUCUUAAAGCGUGUCGUGUCCUUCAAUCUCUCCCUUGAUAAACUUGCGCCACCACAAGUAAAAACACAUUACAUUCAACCUGAAUCCGAAAACUCAUCUUCCGAACUUGAUCCAAAACUGAUUUGCGAUUUGAGUGAUGAGGAGAAGAGGAAGGUGGAACUGAAGAGAUCGGUGAGCGAGAAAGAGUGCUCGAUGACGUUGGACUGGGAGGAGGAAGAGGAUGAAGAAGCGUUGGAGAGAAGGAGGCCAGCGACGGCGAUGGCGAGAAGUGAAACGACGACGUGUAAAGAAGAUGAAGGAGUUGAUGCAAAAGCUGAUGAUUUUAUUAACAUGUUUAAAAAGCAACUGAAGUUGCAGCGGCUUAAUUCUUUAAUCCGUUACAGAAACACACUUACACUUCCCUACUUUGAGUAG
Molecule: messenger RNA, 681 nt
Organism: Lathyrus sativus (Indian pea)
Lineage: Eukaryota; Viridiplantae; Streptophyta; Magnoliopsida; Fabales; Fabaceae
Source: the annotation of a GenBank genome assembly